AUGCUCGUCGCCAGACGCCAAUCCAGAACGCGAGUCAAAGCGGAGAUCAAUUCGAGAGUACUUCUUCCCGUCCACACCAACAGCAGUCGACCCAUCGGCUCCAAGAGUGAUCAGGUCCCCAAAAGCUUCAGAGCGACUGGUACUACCAAAGCCUGUCCGUGGGACUACGCCAAAGCCACGCAACCCCCGACUACCAAGGGCUCCGCGAACUCGAAGCCUGUAACAAAAAAAGACACAAGCCGCAGCAAACGAGCAAGCAAGAGCACUACUACCAAGUCCUCGAACGCCGCUGCUGUUCUUGCUGGUCCCUGGAACUCAACCAUGCGGCCAGCAACGGUGGCUGCCUUGGUGAUGACUGUGUUGUCCGUGGCCGCAGCCCUAUCCCGAACAGAAUUCAUGCCAUCGUCGAGACCUGGGACGGGCCAGGAAGAAUGGGACUGCGACCCUGUUGACGAGUGCCGUGAUCUCCGUGGUCGCGGAGUCAGCAGCAGCACCUGUGAGUUGCCGGCGAGCGACAGGGAGGUACCCGAUGGCAAGCGGAAGUCGAGGGAGAUUUGCUCGGCGGCGAAGGGCCUCGUCAACGAGGGCCUCUUCCAUCUCUUUGAUGCGCUUGCGCUGCUUCUCAAUCUCGGCAUCCUUGGCCGUGAUGAUGCCCUCUUUGAUUGUCAACUGCGCCACAGCGUUGACGUGUUCCUGGUCGCGUGCCUUGACCUGGUCUUUCAGGAGAAUGAUCUGCACGACCGAGGCGCUCCAUGCACAAUAUCUGACUUGGGUGCUAGCCAAAGCGAAAUUGGUGUGCGUGGACGCGUCACCCCAUGGUCCACCGUGUGGUAA
Microdochium trichocladiopsis is the source of this 834-nucleotide messenger RNA. RefSeq lists its product as uncharacterized. The transcript has 3 exons. The coding region runs from base 1 to 834 and encodes 277 amino acids. Lineage: Eukaryota; Fungi; Ascomycota; Sordariomycetes; Xylariales; Microdochiaceae. The record is from RefSeq and is a predicted model, not a curated record.